AUGGCUGCAGAUGCACUUUUCAAGACAGUGAAGGAGGAUGCUACCUGCUCCAUAUGUCUAGACUUGAUGACAAAGCCCGUGAGCAUUGACUGUGGACAUAGUUAUUGUCAGUCUUGCAUAAUGGAAAAUGUGGCAAAGCAACAGCUCAAUAAUAUAGAGACAUUCUACUGUCCUGUGUGUAUGUCAAAAUUUCAAAAGGAGAGCAUCCGGCCAGUCAAAGAGCUGGAAAACAUCAUCAGUUCAAUAAAGAAAGUAGAGCAGGAAAGUCUAUGUGAGGAACAUGGAGAGCUGCUCCAACUAUUCUGUAUUGACGAUGAAAGGAUCAUUUGCUUGCGUUGUGAGCGAACACCACAGCACAAAGGACACAGCACAGCUCUGGCUGAAGAUGCAUGCCGAAGUUACAAGAAUAAGUUCCAGGAGGCUGUGACCAAACUGAAGAUACUGGAAAACCAAUGUAAUAAUUGGAGCUCGGAAGCAAGUGAAGAAAAAAUUAAAUUGAAGGAGAGGACAGAGCUUCAGAGAAAUGAGAUACAGUCUGUCUUUAAGAAAUUUCACGUGAUCCUCCAGGAGGAGGAGUGGGGUGUUCUACAUCAACUGGAGGAACAAAACAAGCAAACUCUGAAGAAACUGUGUGACAAAGAGUCAAGUCUGGAAAUGCAGAGCCAGAAACUCAAGAACCACAUCCUGGAACUAGAGAAUAAAUGUCAGGGAUCAGCCCAGAAUUUGCUGCAGGAUGCAGCCAAGACCUUUCAAAGGAUUUCAUCUGUGAAGUUGAGUUCACCGGAGACCGUAUCUUUGAAGUUUCAGAUUGAAGUUUCUGAUAUUUACUUUAGUCUAAAGAAAAUUUUAGAGACCUGUCAUGUUAGCAUGACUCUGGAUCCAGAUACAGCUCAUCGUGAACUGAUUCUGACUGAGAAUCAGAGAAAAGUGACCCGUGGACGCCCUGAGAAGAAGAUUAAAACUCCUAGGAGAUUUACUGUCCCACCUUGUGUCUUGGGUUGUCAGACCUUCACCUCAGGAAGACAUUUCUUUGAAGUGAAUGUUCAGGAAAGCAUAGAUUGGGAUAUAGGAGUUUGUCUGGAAAGUGUACCAAGGGAUAAUACAGGACAGAGCCCUGAGAAUGGAUUCUGGGCUAUUAGUCGUAGCAGAAGUUUUAGUGGUUUUAGUGAGUAUUCAGUUGCUGGCCCCUUUCCCUCAAGGGCCAUUAGUUCAGAGAAGAUCAGUUGGCAUAUUGGGGUUUUCCUGGACUGGGAGAAAAGGCAUGUGUCCUUUUAUAAUAUGAAUACUAACUCUCACAUCUAUACCUUCGAGAACGUCACCUUCUCAGGACCCCUCAAGCCUUACUUCAGGGUUGGAUCCUGCCUCUUUUGGAAAAGACUAGGCAAUACUGAGGGCAUGGCUCACCAAACCUAUUACAAUAUUUUGUCUUUUGAAAAAGAAAAGGGAAAGAUGUCGGAUUAUAGUUCUCAACAUUUUAGGUUUAACAUUGAGGAGAUCUAUUGUUCUCACCCACAGUGUCCCCUCCUUAUCAGAAAAAGCAAAUUUAAUAGCUAUGGGCAGUUUGUUACCAUCCUGGACUCUGAACCCCCAUUAGUUUACUCCAGAAUGAACUUCCUUGUUGAAUCUUCAGUAAGUGCGACUUCAGAGGAGACUGACAGCAAAAAUGUGAGUGUCCGCAGUGUUGGGGACGUAGUGAAGAAAAUUUUAAGCGUAGAUUAG
Messenger RNA from Sorex araneus (European shrew), 1719 nucleotides. RefSeq names its product E3 ubiquitin-protein ligase TRIM38-like. Gene Ontology annotation, molecular function: zinc ion binding; protein binding. Lineage: Eukaryota; Metazoa; Chordata; Mammalia; Eulipotyphla; Soricidae. The coding region runs from base 1 to 1719 and encodes 572 amino acids. The record is from RefSeq and is a predicted model, not a curated record. The transcript is spliced from 8 exons.